AUGCCUCCCAGAAUACGGCUGCCGUCGGCAUCAACACCAUCGCCCGUCCGCGUCCGCACCUACAACCACGCCCAGCGCCUCGCACACUAUCAGCAAUCGUCACAAUGCAGCCGCCGUACCUACGCCAGCCUGGCCACGGCCACCACGCCGGCGCCGUCGUUUGAGCAGGCGACGCAGGCCACGGCGCCCAUCGCGCGGCACCCGCCCACGCAGCCGCCGUCGUACAAGCCGGCCGACUUCCGCAAGACGCAGCUGAUGCGGCAGUACACGUCGCUGCUGCGGUCGACGCCGCUGACGCUGCUGUUCCAGCACAACAACCUGCGCGCCGUCGAGUGGACGGGCAUCCGGCGCGAGCUGGCCAAGGCCCUGCGCAAGGUCGACGAGGAACUCGCCGCGGCUGGCAACCAUGCGGAACCCAUGGAGAACUCGAUCAAGAUCCACACGGUGCAGACGGGCAUCUUCCGCGCGGCGCUGCGCCUAGUCGAGUUCUACGAUCCGGUCCUAGCGCAGGAACUGGCAUCCACGCAGCAAACCCCACCACCCAGCUCCCCCGCCACGCAGAGCAGCAAGCAGCUCCCCGCCUCGGACGCGGACUACAAACACACGCUCUCCACCCGCGCCCACACCAUCGCCGGCGACCGCAAGAAAAAGCACGAGCUCGAAGUGCUCCUCUCCGGCCCCAUCGCCACCGUCACCUUCCCCGUCGUCUCGCCGCAGCACCUGGCCGCCGCGCUCUGCAUCCUCGCGCCCAAGGCGCCGGACUUCCCGGCGCCGCGCCGCAAGGCUAACCCGGAUUACCACGAACCCGCCGUGCAGGCGGGAUUGCAGAAGCUGAUGCUGCUGGGCGCCCGCGUCGAGGGCAAGGUCUUUGACCAGGACGGCACGCGCUGGGUCGGCGGUAUUAAGGGUGGUUUGGAUGGAUUGCGCGCGCAGCUCGUGCAUAUGCUGCAAAAUGCCGGUGCGCAGGUCACGAAUGCGCUUGAGGGGGCGAGUAGGAGUCUUUACUUCACGGUUGAGAGUAGGAGGUUGGAUAUGGAGGAGAAGGAGAACCCGACGAAGAAGGAGGGGGAGGGCAGCGCUUAG
This is a messenger RNA of Lasiodiplodia theobromae, 1083 nucleotides long. RefSeq lists its product as uncharacterized. Lineage: Eukaryota; Fungi; Ascomycota; Dothideomycetes; Botryosphaeriales; Botryosphaeriaceae. Gene Ontology annotation, cellular component: mitochondrial large ribosomal subunit. Gene Ontology annotation, biological process: translation. Gene Ontology annotation, molecular function: structural constituent of ribosome. The transcript has a single exon. The record is from RefSeq and is a predicted model, not a curated record. Bases 1 to 1083 code for a protein of 360 amino acids.